AUGUUCAUGUCUAUUCCAAGCGAAACCAAAUAUCCACCAGACGCUACCGACGAGCCAUUCCACAGCUUCAUUUACGUUCCACAUAAGGUCAUGAGAGAGAUGUGUGAACCUGGCAUGCUUAUCCCAAAGGAUCGGGAAGCCCGUGAAAAAUACCUCCAGUACCUCGACUUUGUUUAUGGAACCGCCAAUCAAGAACCAGCAUUGACGACGCCUCAGGCCGUUGAAGUCACGGAAGAAGAUAUCAAGUGUAUUGAUCCUCGCCUCAUUAUGAGAAAGCCUGGUGACAGUUUGAAGAAAAGGGGAAGAAAGCCAAACGCAGUGAAGGCCGACGAAGCAAACCAUCAAGAAAACGUCAAUGGAAGUUCAGAUUUAAAGCAAUAUGAGCCCUCUAAUUUGAGCCCUACCGACUAUGUGGCCCAGGCUCCACGCUCUUCUUACCAGCACACUUCCAAUCCAAACCCUUUCGUCUUGACGUCUCAGGAAAGCUACCAGUCACCCAAAAAGAGAAACAUCGACCAAGUAGACACUAACAACCCAGCCAUCACCUCCAAGAGGGUCCGGAUCAGACACUGUGUGGGAGCAGAACAGUAA
Molecule: messenger RNA, 591 nt
Organism: Candidozyma pseudohaemuli
Lineage: Eukaryota; Fungi; Ascomycota; Pichiomycetes; Serinales; Metschnikowiaceae
Exons: 1
Coding region: 1-591 (196 amino acids)
Source: RefSeq, a predicted model, not a curated record